Molecule: messenger RNA, 5459 nt
Organism: Aphidius gifuensis
Lineage: Eukaryota; Metazoa; Arthropoda; Insecta; Hymenoptera; Braconidae
Gene: Phlpp
Product: PH domain leucine-rich repeat-containing protein phosphatase 2
Exons: 15
Coding region: 115-5199 (1694 amino acids)
Molecular function (GO): protein binding
Source: RefSeq, a predicted model, not a curated record
ACAAUUAAAUCAUUGCCAAUAAAAACAUUAGAUUUAUUGAAUGUAUCUGGUUUUUCUGGUGAUAAUGAAAAUAUAAUACGUAAUGAUUCAAAAUAUAAUUAUGGUGAAUGUACAAUGUCACGUAAAAAACGUCAAAUAAGAAAAAAAAUUGAUGAUAAUAUUAUUAAAAAUAAAACAGGUAAUUGUGAUUUAACUGGUACAGUUAGAAGAAGAUGGAUACCAAAUAAUGAAAAAAUUGAUGAUUCAAUAAGUCAAAGAUUAGAAUUAAUUCAUGAAUUAAAUCAAAAAAUAUUAAAAAAUUAUGAAAAAAUACAAUUAAAAAGUAAACAAGGACAUGUUAAAACAGUACGUGAUAAAAUUGAAAAUUCAAAUGGUACAUUAAGAAUGACAAGUACACCAAAAAAUAGAAUUGCAUUACAAGAUAUUAAAGAUAAUAAAGAACAAUUAUAUUCAGAAAUAAAAAUUAAAAAUAAACAACAAAAACAACAAUCAUUAAAAUCCAAAAAAACAAAUAAUAAUAAUAAAAAAAUAAUUGAAAAAGUUAUGAUACAUAAAUGUGAUAAUGAUGAAUUAGAUAGUAAAAAAAAUACAUUACCAAUAUCAACAAGUGAUAAACUUGAAUCAAUUAAAAUGAAAAAAUCAAUGAAUAUUGCAAAAUCAAUUAUUAAUUUUGGUACAAAUAAUAAAAUUAAAAAUAAAAAUAUUGAAAUUAAUGAUAAUUUUAGUUUAUCAGUUAAACCAGAAUUUAAUAUUGAUAAUUAUCAAUUAAAUAAAAUUCAUGAUAAAAUUAAUAUACCAAUUAAAACAAUUAUUGAUAUACCAAAUGAUGAAAAAAAUAAAUCAAUUGAUGAAAAUAAUAAAAUAACACCAAAAAAUCCAUAUUUAUCAUCAGCCAAUAAUGAUGAUAGUAAUGACAAUGAUGAAAAAAUAAUAAAAAAUUUAAAUAAUGAAGAUUUUGAUAAAAUUGUCAAUACAAAUGAUGAAUCAACGAAAAAUCUUGAAAAAGAAAUACUUGAUAAUUUAAAUGAAACAAUUGGUAAAUUUGAUAAUGAUAAAAAUAGUGUUGAUAUUUGUGUUGAUGAGGGCAGAGGUGAAGAUGAUGAUGAUAAUUUAAGUGAUGAUUCGAUUAAAUUUAUAAGUACAAAGUUAAGUUGUAGUAAGGAUGAGAGCCAUCAAGAAACAUUUAAUUCCUCUUGGGAUUCUGGUGUUGGAAUUGAUGUUGGAAGUGGUAGUGGAUGGGUUAGAAUACAUACGGGAAUUGAGAGUAGUCUUGUCUAUCUAACUCUCGAUACUACUGCCAAAGAUAUCUGCAGGGACAUGCUUCUUGGCGAUGAACUGUCAUUGUACAUUCAGUAUGGUGGUAAAGCUGGUCGACGAAUGGGUCCUGAUGAAAAACCAUUAGAACAUCAAGAUAAUUUUUUAAAACAAAUUGGAUUUGAUAAUAUUACUAGACGUGCACGUCUUGGUGUUGAUCCUGAACUUCGUUAUCUUAUUGCAUUUCAUGUUGGACCAACUGAACCAACACCCGAUUUAACUGGUUACAGUCGUUGUGGUAAUGUUCUAAUACUAAAAGGUCUUGUAUUUCCUCAAUGGAAAAGACGUGCAAUUGCUGUCAUUGGUUCAAGACUAUUUCUCUAUCCUGGUUGUCAAGAAACACAACCAGAAUGGAUCGAAUUAAAUGGUGGUACGAUUUGCUAUGCACCAUCUCGUCUUGGUAAGCUUGUUUUACGUGUAACGGGUUAUCCAAGAAUAAUUCACAAAGAGCAAAAUAAACUAGAAAAUUCAGAUAAAUUUCAAGCUAACAAAGAGUUAAUAUCUUCAUCAUCAUCAUCACCAUCAUCAUCAUCACAACAUGAUGAUAGUCGACACAUUUACCUUGGUUUUCAUCAUCCUUGGGAUCGUGAUCUUUGGCGUAGUUGGCUCAAACAGGCAACUAAAACAUCAAAUAGUCCAAAAAAAUUAGAACUCAGCAAUGCAGGUUUAUCAAAAAUACCCGAUAGUAUUCUUGCUUUUCACGAAGUUGAAGAAAUACUUUUGGAUAGAAAUUCAUUAACUACAAUUGCCAGUAAUCUCAGCAUUCUUCGCAGAUUUCCACAAUUAAAACUACUACAACUAGAGCACAAUCAACUGACAACAAUACCCCGAGAAUUAUUAGAGCUUGUUUGUUUGACUUCACUGAAUCUUUCAAACAACAAGAUUGACAAAGUACCUGCUGAAAUUUAUCGACUUGUCAACUUAAAAGAAUUAAUACUUGAUCGUAAUGGAAUCAAAGAAUUACCGGCCGAAAUUGGACUUUUAAAAGAAUUAAAAAGUAUUUCUGCUGCUGGAAAUAAUAUUGAGAUAUUGCCAAUAUUUUUAAAUAUGCGGGCUUUGAAUUUGGAUAUAUUGACAAAAACUGAUUAUGGAAAAUACAAAGACGAACGUAAUAAUCAAAAUAAUUUACAAAAAGUAAAUUUACGUAAUAAUCAAUUAAAAGGAAAUAUAAUUCUUGGAAAUUACGGGAAUUUAACACACUUGGAUCUCAGUGAAAAUAGCAUAGAAAAAUUGGACAUCAGUGCAUUACAAGAAUUGCAGAGUGCUCGUUGUGCUCGUAAUUUACUAACUGAAUUAACUCUAUGUGGAAAAAAUCUUGUCUCUCUUAUUGCUGGGAAUAACAAAUUAAAGAAGCUAACCAUCGAGCCAAUACCAACAAAUCUCGAGCAUCUUGAUGUUUCCUACAACUGUCUCGACACUUUACCAGAAUGGAUACCCGAAUUACCAGUAUUACGAGCAUUAUUUGCCUCUCACAACGAUUUAACAGCUUUACCAGACCGACUUUUAUCACAACCAUCAAGACUCGAAGUACUUCAUUUACCACACAAUAGAUUACAAGCAUUACCACCACCAAGAAAACCACUGAAUAUUGUUCAUCUUACUUUACAAGGCAAUGCGUUAACAGCAUUACCAUCGACAUUUUUUCAAAAUACUGAAAGAAUGAAAGUUUUAAAUUUAUCCAACAAUCGUUUAUCAGAACUACCGUAUACAGAAAAUACAAAUAAAAAUCAACAAAAUUCUCAUACACUUGAAAAAUUUUAUUUGACUGGAAAUUGUCUAACAGAUACAGCCCUUGAUGCACUUGCUAAAUUACCAGCACUUCGUGUAUUACAUCUGGCAUAUAAUAUACUUGAUACACUUCCCGAAAGUUGUAUUGCAUCAUGGCCUGAUCUAGAAGAACUUGUAUUAUCUGGUAAUCGUCUUCAAUAUCUACCAGACAAUGUUGCAAAUCUUCAACAUUUACGUGUUUUACGUGUACAUUCAAAUCGAUUAUUAACAUGUCCAACUUUCAAUAAGACAACAUCAUUAAUGGUAUUAGAUUUAGCACAUAAUCAACUUGAUCGAGUUAAUUUAGCAACAUUAGUACCACCACAACUACAAUUUUUAGAUAUAUCAUGUAAUUCAAGGCUUCAUGUUGAUCCAAGACAAUUUCAAGUAUAUCGAUCACAACGACAAAUAUCAUUAAUUGAUGUAUCAGGACAAAAUAGACCAAGUUUACCAUCACAUCCACAACAACAAGAAAUUGUUAGUAAUGAAAAAGGACCAGAACAACCAUGGCGUUUAGGAUUUUCAGAAACUGCUGGGACAAGAGAAAAACUAUAUGUAUCACAAGUACGAAUGCCAUCAUUUUGUAAUGUUGAAGGAUUAUUUGGUAUAUUUGAUGGUGAUACAAAUCAAGAAGCACCAACAUCAUUACAAGAAAUGAUUCCACGUUUAUUACUUGAAGAAAAAACAAUACGUGAAACAUCAAAAGAUUAUUUAAAAUAUACAUUAUUAUCAGCUCAUCGUGAAUUAAAAGAAAAAGGACAAAAAUAUGGUGUUGAUUCAACAUUAAUACAUAUUACAAAAUUACCAAUGUCACCAAAUUAUUCAAGAACAACAAAAAAAUAUAUAUUAAAAGUUGUAUCAUCUGGUGAUACAAAAGCUGUAUUAUGUAGAGCUGAUGGACCAUUAUUAUUAUCACAAAGAAAAAAAAUAAUUGUUAAAAAUCAAUUAGGUAAUUCAUCAAUGUUUCCAUUAGUAUUACCAGAUCCAAUAACAGAAGAAAUAAUAUUAGAAGAUGAUGAUGAAUUUAUAAUAAUUGCAAAUCGUAAAUUAUGGGAUGUAUUAACAAUACAAGAAGCUGUUAGAGAAGCAAGAGCUGAAGAAUCUCCAGUACUUGCUGCUAAAAGAUUACAAGAUUUAGCACAAGCAUAUGGAGCUGAAGAUAAUUUAAGUAUAAUUGUUAUUAGAUUAACUGGACAAUUAACUGGUGAUUAUGAUUUAUUAAUGCGUGAAUUACGUCAUGCUGUUAGUAAAAAUAAAAAUAAUAAUAAUAAUAGUAAUAAUUGUUCAUGUCCAUGUUGUAUACCACCAUCACCUCAUAAAUUACCAACACAAUGUUGUUGUCAUAAUAAUAGUAGCAGUGGUGGUAAUAAUAAUGAUGGUUUUUAUACAAAUGGUGUAUUAAAAAAUAUUGUUAAUCAUAAAACAUCUGUAACAUCACGUAAUGGUUCUGGUAGAUAUUUUAAAAAUUUACGUAAUUGUGAUAAUACAAGUCCACAAUUUAAUGAUGAUAGAAGUUCACCAAGUGGACAAUCAGAUCAAACAACAACAGAUAGUACAUUUAAAACAAGACAAACAUCUGGUAGAGCAUGGAUUGGAAAUACAGCAUCAAGAGCAUUAUCAAAAAAUCGUCAUAAUAUUCUACAUGAUAAUACAACAAGAAAAAAUGAUACUGAUACAAAUAGAUCAGCAGCAGCAGUAGCAGCAGCAACUGCUGCACUUAGUGAAGAACAAUUUCGUUGUUGGGAAUAUAUGCUCGAACAAAAUACACAUAUGUUAUUUGAUAAAGAAUUAGAUACAUUAACAAGAAUACCAUUGAGAAGAGGACAAUCAAGAUCAACACCACAUCUUGCUAAUUUACCAUUUUUAUCAAAAAGAUUUGGUAGUGCUAGAUCAUUUAAUCCACCAUUACCAAGACCACCAAUGAUGAGAUUUGGUAGUGGAAGAAGAUAUCUUAAUGGUGGACCAAAUGCUGCAUAUUUUGGAAGUUUACAAAGACUAAUGCCCUAUAAUCUUGAAUAUGAUUUUGCUGUUAUACAAGAACGUGGUGGUAUUGAUUCACUUGAACAAGAUGCAUCAAGAAUGCAACAAUAUUGGGGUGUUGCUACAACUGAAUUAUAAAUUUUACAAUAUUGUUGCUUUGUCAAAAAAGUUGGGCUUUAAUUUUUUUUUAUUAAAAUAACAACCGACGAUACUGUAAUUAUUAAAGUCCUAAAAAUUGUACAGAAUAUUAUUAUAACUAUUAUCAUUUUAAAAUAAAAAUUUUGUCGUGUUUGUUUUCUAUUUUUAUAAAAUUGUAUAUCAUUCUAAUUUUAAUUAUUGUGUAUAGAUUAUAUAUAUGUAUGAAAAAAAAAAAAUAUAUAAAUAUUUUAUUCUUUAAA